Molecule: messenger RNA, 3298 nt
Organism: Oreochromis niloticus (Nile tilapia)
Lineage: Eukaryota; Metazoa; Chordata; Actinopteri; Cichliformes; Cichlidae
Product: complement decay-accelerating factor transmembrane isoform
Exons: 13
Coding region: 156-1172 (338 amino acids)
Source: RefSeq, a predicted model, not a curated record
CAAUACAGACAGCAUGACAUGCUCGCAGGCAGCAGAGAGUAAGUGUCGACUGUCUGAGGAGCGGUUCAGGUCUCCCUCUUGCCUCUCUGAACAAGUUGCGGUUAACGUAAGGAUUUUCCAGAGUUGGACCAGGAUCUUUUUUGUCCUUCUGCGACAUGGAAACUCUAUUGGACACACAGCGAAGACUCAAGUCCCUGCUAUUAAUGUACCUCUUGGUCGUAAAGGCAGCAGGUGACUGUCCUAAACCUGAGGGAGGGGACAAUACUGUCUUAACCAAUGAAUCACUUCUAAUGAAUGUUUUCCCAGAGAAUACCAGGGUCACGUUAGAGUGCUCUAGUGGAUAUAUUAAAGAAAGUGGCUCUGAAUUUAUAACUUGCAUUCAUGAUGAAUGGACUGAGUCAGAGCUUAUCUGCAAGAAGAAAGACUGUGGUCAGCCUCCACCAAAGCCACAUAUGAAGUUUAAUACAAGUGAGGGUACUCUGUUUGGUGCUCUAGUAAGAGUAACUUGUGAAAAAGGUUAUCAGAUUAGCGGGUCGAGCUACAAACAGUGCUAUGAUCAAGGGUGGAGUGGCAGAGCUUCUUGUGAAAUUGUGACAUGUGACCAACCUUCAAUAGCCAAUGGAUAUACUUCAUGGGAUUCUGAAAAUGACCCAGAAUACAACACUGCCAUACGUUAUACCUGUCAUGAAGGAUACACCCUCAUAGGGAGUGAUACUGUUCUGUGCGAUGAAAAUGGUGAAUACAGUCCUGAUCAACCUGUAUGCUAUGAAGUGACAAGAGCACCAGCUACUACUUCUCGGCCACAAGUUGCCAUAACGGAUUUGACAACAACUGAUGCAAAAGUAUCCACGUUUUCAGAUUCCUCUGCUGCACCCACAGUUCACAGAACUCAAACUGUCACAACCAGUUCAAUACCAAAUCUCUCAACUUUACCAAAAGUUUUCAGAGGAAAAACUACUUCUGCCGGUAUUCUGUCAACUACAUCAUCAUCCUUUCAAGGCAUGCAUGAUGGGAAUGUAGAUACUGUCACGGAUAGUGGAACAGUGGCUGCUGUGGUCAUUGGUGCUGUGGUUUUGUUAGGUGUAAUUAUAGGUUUUAUCCUAUUGCACAAGUUUAACAUGAGAAGAAAAGGACUGCUGAGGAAUGAGGGAAGUCAGGAGGAAAUCCUUUAACAAAAACAGCUGUGACAUACAAAUCAGCAAAAAAACAAAAUCUCUUUAAGCCAUAAGGAAUCAGAAUAUUUUUGAUAAUAAAUUUAGCAAAUGGAUGGAUAGAUAUUUUGCUGCUUAUGCCCACAGACUGCAUAUAAAAGAUGGACCUAGCUGCCUUUGCAUAUCCAUUAGUUUGUGAAGUACCACAACAACCUGAGCAUUUUUACCUUCACCUGUCUUUUUUUGAAAUCUGACAUGAUGAACAUAGAGCAGAUAUAACUAAUAAACUGACGACACAGCAUAUGAUAUGGCUCAUAUGGCUCAUUGUCAAUCAAAAGGUAUCAAAACCACAUCGCAUUAGCACAAAGCAAUGUUAUCUCCCCGGACAAAACUGGCCUAUGACAGGAAAACAGAUGACAUUGUUUUUAUGUAGAAUACUUAUCCAGACAUACAAAGCAAUAAAUAUUGUUCACAUUUUUUUGCAAUAAAGAGGUUUGAUUCAUGUUUAUUGUUUUGGGGAAUUUGUUUGAUUGACAACAACUUUGUUUAUUGAAUGGUUGUCCAAACCAAGACGACUAGAAUCGCCUGUAUAAAUGACUGAAGAGUCGAUAUCUUGCUAGGUUUUUACAACCAUACAACAUGAUGUUGUAUUCAGUAAGAUGUGAAACUAUUCAAAUUCAAUUCAAUCUUACAGUCACCUCAAAGUGUUUUAUAUGGUAAGGUUACAAAAAAACCUACCCGACAAACUAGUGAUUAAGACCAAAAACUCAUCAGGAAAGUGUUUACUGAAGUCACAGAUGAAGGGAUCCAAAGGGUAGUUUUUCUAUUUACCACUGAGUUUUCUUUUGUGGUGACAAGAGUCUUCCUCUACUAGCCGUUAGAAAGAAUGUAGGUUUAAAGUGCUCAGUCAUUAAACUGUUCAGACAUUAAGGCUACAUUGAUCUCAUAUAUACAUUCAACGACAGAGUCAUUUUGUUAAGUAAUUAAUUUCUAAAUGUUGUAUUGACUAACAUCUAACACUUUUUAUUGCCAAUUAAGAAUGCAAUAAAACUAAUAAAUUUUUAACAUAAAAGUAAUAUAACUCCAUAAUUCUGAUGCAAAUUCCUUAUUUAAUGACACCAUAGCUCAUAUGACACCAGAGAAGACCAGAAGCCGGGGUUAUUACACUUCCAAAAUCUUUAGAUUGCCUGCCUCACCCAGUUCUCAUGGAAUUUCACCUUUAUGAAAAGGCCCAAGGAUGUACCAUCAAACUGUAACAGUGCCUCUCUGAGUUGACGGAGAAAGACAACUCGCUUUCAAUGUUUCUGCAGUUAUAGAGCAUACAUAGUUAAAGUAUCAAACUUGGAUUGCCUUUUGUAAUGUUAUAUUUGAUUUUUGCAUUAUUUUAAAACAAAUUUGUAAAUAUUUUAUUGUACUUUAUUUUUGGUGCUUAUAUAUUAUUUAUGUUAUAAAACAGAGUAAAUACAAUAAUGUUGUUUUCUUGUUGUUAUUGCAAAAACAUUUUUUUAUUUGCAGCUUUUGAUCAAUUUUACCACUAUAACUUUACAUGUCAUGUUAUAUGUUAAUGUGUUGUUUCAUUUGGCCAGAAGAAAGGAGGUUAGAAAAGGGAUGCAGUGCAUACAAUGUGGUUAAUUCAGUCAGUAGAAUGAAGUGGUGACUUCUAAAGAUACAAUCAGCUGCAUUCUUUGCCUCCUGACUUUCUUUUCAUCAUUGUCUAUUGUUGAGAUCUAAGCUGCCCAAAAAAAGAGUAAACCACACUCCCGUGAGAAAAAGGCUGUGUAGUUUUUUUCUCUUCGAUCAGGCAAGACUUGGCUGUGUUAAAUAUGAAAGGAAUUUCCAAGACCAAGGAGCAAAAAUGAUCAAAAACAUAACUGAAUGGGUUCAUUGGACGGAUUGAGAAGCUGUUGUGAAAAUGAAAAUAAUCUACUAGAUAAGAGAAAGAUUUUAUAACCUAAUUUUUGUUGCGCAUGCUACUAUUAUGCAGUUUAAAGAACACGAUGAAGUUUUCAUCACACCUUAAAAUGUAAAAGUUUUUCUCCUAAGAGGAGAGCCUCAGUGAACGCAUUCACUGUUAUGUCAGCAGAUUAGCACAAAGCCAUUAUGCUGACAAGGGUGUGGAUCCAUACAGAGACAAGCCCAAAAUAAAA